Messenger RNA from Cuscuta epithymum, 1168 nucleotides. The record is from the annotation of a GenBank genome assembly. NCBI's taxonomy places the organism in Eukaryota, Viridiplantae, Streptophyta, Magnoliopsida, Solanales, Convolvulaceae.
CACAAGCCUUUCUUCCCCAACAACAAUGAAUCUUCCUCUGCAACAAUCAAUUGUCUGCACCAGGCUUCUCCAUUCUUCAUCUUCAACAUUGAGACGGACGCUGAUGGAGAUUUGCGGUGAGAGCAACAGACAGCUUCACAACGGUGACGAGCGGUGAAGGACUGAUGGUGAGCGCCGGCGUCCAUCAACGAUUUCAGAUCUGGUGUUCAAGAUCUGACUGUCGUCGAUCGUCCAUCGCCGCCACUCGCCGGCCGCCACUUCAUAUUUGGUCGUCACUGUUGCAGAUAUGUCCAUCGCCGCCACACGCCGCUGUUGACCGCCGCUUCAGCAGAUCUGGUCGCCGCCCCUGCAGAUCCGGCCACAGCCGCUACAAAACCGGCCUCCACCGGUGCAGAUCCGUCUAUUGUCUAAGCUAAUGCCAAUUUUUUUUUAUCAAAAUGCAAAACAUAAAUCGAGAAUGCCAUUUUAAUGGCAUUUUCAAAGCAAAACAUGACUUUUUUGAAGAGUAAUAUUGCCUACUUGAUGGCAUUUUCGAAACAAAAUUUGACCUUUUAAAAAAACGUUCUUCAAUGUCUCUUCCUUCGUUAAUUCCUCUAUUCUUUCCUGUUUAUCUCUUUCUCCGUCAUUUGAGACCCUGAAUAUUGAGAUGCUCAUCUCCAACGGCCCAUAUGCAUUUGUUUUUGAAAUGUCAUAAAAGUGACAUUUUAAUCUUCAAAAAUGUAAUUCAUAUUGGCAUUCAGAUAUUAAAUUUGGCAGUAGCAGUGGGGGUGGCUAGAUCUGUAGCGGUGGUGGCGGAAUCCGUAAAAGCAACACCCGGCGGCGGCCGGCGAUGGCCAGAUUUAGCCAGAUCUACUACGGCAAGGUCAGAUCUGCGAAACGACAUCCAGCGACUAGCAGUGGUCUGGUCGGAAACUGGCGGCGGCUGUUGGGCGGUGGCUGUUGGGCGGCGGGCGGCGGGUGUUGGCCGGCGGCUAGAGGUCAGGCAUUCUUGCGUCUGCAGUAGGGUUUUUGAGGCUUCAGGGGUGUUUUUGUCUAACUCUAACUAAUAACUCCUAUUUAGGGAAUUUUUAAAUUUUAGUCCUGUUUUUGCAAUUAAAGAUUUAUUUACUCCUAUUUAGGUAAAUCUCCCUUAUUUAUAGGGUUUUAUAUGACAAAGGAUGGAAGGAGG